CUACAUGCUGACCGGUACAUGUUGUCGUACCUCGUCGGCCUUCCUAUAUUACGUCGGAUAAAUCCGCCACUUCUUCCCACUACACCCAGCAUACACAACACGCGACGUCAACGCCAUCCCGCACUCCGGCCAAUUCCCUCGAUAUCAGGCGUCUACCUACCACGCUUGAGAAAUCUACCGACUCGCGUCGCCGACCUAUCUACCCGCCAUGGAUACCGCGGCCGCGGCCGCGGCCACGCCACCGCCCCGGGUCGUCUUUCGAGGCAAGAAGAGGAAGAUGUACAGGCAACGACCAGUGCCCGCCGUGAACGGUGUCAGCAAGGACGAGGUGUCGACAUCUUCCGCUCCGCCGCAACCGCAAGAUACCACCGCGCCGAUAGCAGACGCUCUCGAAAAGACUGCGCCGGAAACCAAAGCUGGGGUCUCCUCGCACGGAGAUGUGCAGCGGCAGCAACAGAGGCGGGGAGAGGAAGAAGAAGAAGAGGAGGAGGAGGAGGAGGAGGAGGGACUGUCGGUAGCCGAGGUUCUGCGGCUGCGAAACGCGCGGAAGUCGAGGCUCGGCGGCGUAAAGUUCGGCAGCGGCAAUCAUUCCUCUGCCAACGGCGAUGCCCUGGCGACCAUCAACGCUGCCGAGGAGGCCCUCGACGACCUAAGCCUGAUGAUACGUGAGGAGGAGAGCAAGGCCCAGGAGAUGUCGGUCGCCGUGGCCGGAGUGACGAACCGCUUCGCGCCACAGACGGGCCUGGUGACCGAGCUGGCGAAUAAGCAUAUGGAGGAAUAUAUAGAAGCCGAAUUGGCCAGGCGACACAACGCCACCGCGUCACUUCCUGCCAGCCGGCCUGCCGCUGGUUCCUCCACCUCGCACGACCGUCCGCCCUCGUCGGGCUGGGGUGACGACCGGACGAGCCAAGGAACCUUAGCGAUGGCAACCUCUUCGACCACGGCGAGGCCCCGGCCCGAGAAGCAGCGGAGCAGGGCCCUGCAGGGCCAGCUGAUGGAGAUCGACCUCGGCGACGAGGCGCGCAGCCGGAACGAGGCCCUGACGGCGCGCGCCACGCGCCGGCUGCAAGGCGAGGAGGUCGAGGAGGAGGAGGACCCGCAGGCUCGCCCCAAGAAGGUCCGGCUCGGCAAAGACGGCACGCCCUGGCGCCCGAGGAACAGGCGCGGCAGCGACGACAUCAGGAGGGACCAGAUCGUCGAGGAGAUCCUUAGAGAGAAUAGACUCGACGUCUACGAAACCCCAGCGGACCCGUCCGGCGCGGGCAGCGCGGCGGGGGCGGGGGCAGGGGGCGCGGCGGGCGCGGCGGACAGCUCGGGGGCGGGGGCGGGCGAGGGCGAGGAGGAAGAGGGGGCGGCGGACGACCGGAUCGCGGAGCAGUUCCGGCGGGAGUUCAUGGAGGCGAUGGCGCAGCGGCACCGGCGGCGGCGGCCGAUCGCGGCGCCGUCGGCCGGCUCGAAGCCGGGCGGCGGCAAGGGCGGCGCCGCCGGCGCGCGCGGCAAGGGCGGCAAGAAGGACGACGAGGUCCUCCGCGGCCCCAAGCUCGGCGGCAGCCGCAACGUCCGCGCCGCCAUGCGCAACAUCCUCCUCGAGAAGGCCAAGGAGGCCCGCAAGGCGGGCGCCGGCGUCGGCCGCUGAGGCGCCGCGGAAAGCGCGGCGGGACGGACGGGCGGGGCCGUGCCGUGCUGCGGGGUGCUGCUUGUACGGGGCGCGGAUGUUACUUCUCGUCUCUCGUUUAGCCGUUGCCCUGCCCCCGUGAGAGAGGGGAAGGGGGGGGGGGGCAAAGUAGAAGGUCUUCCCGAUCGUUCCUUGGCCUGCGUCUGCGCGCUGUCUCGUCCCCGCGUUCUCCGAUGGCGGUGGCCGCGGGGGGCGGCCGUAUUGCAUUCCGCAUGCGGGCGCGGGUUCACGGGUGGGGAGUAGUAUACUGGCAGACAGGGUAGGUAGGGCAGCUGGACUCGGGGCCGUUGGAGGAAAAGCGAACCCGGGCAACCGGGUCCGCGAGUUGGGUUGCCCGACCGGGGGGCG
Durotheca rogersii is the source of this 2023-nucleotide messenger RNA. RefSeq lists its product as uncharacterized. The transcript has 3 exons. Gene Ontology annotation, biological process: mRNA splicing, via spliceosome. The record is from RefSeq and is a predicted model, not a curated record. Bases 209 to 1636 code for a protein of 475 amino acids. Gene Ontology annotation, cellular component: spliceosomal complex. Lineage: Eukaryota; Fungi; Ascomycota; Sordariomycetes; Xylariales; Xylariaceae.